Menidia menidia (Atlantic silverside) is the source of this 5720-nucleotide messenger RNA. The record is from the annotation of a GenBank genome assembly. NCBI's taxonomy places the organism in Eukaryota, Metazoa, Chordata, Actinopteri, Atheriniformes, Atherinopsidae.
CCAGAGGCCAUAUUGGAAUCUAUGAAGUCGGCUUGCACUUUGAUGGGACUGAGUGUCUCUCGUUUUGGGAGUCUCUGAAUCGCUAUUCCGGAUAUAUACCUGAGUUAUUGCACAAGUUAUUCCGCUUGAGACUCUGCCAAGUCUAGACGGCAAGUUGUCUCGCCUCUUUCGUGGGAAAAAAUGAGUCCAACCGAUGCUAAACGGGGGGCUAAACGCAGGAAGAACAAGCGGGGCGGUGGCAGUAGCUGCAGUGCUGUCUGCAAUACCAGUGGCAAGGCCGGGGUUGCUCCGGCCCUAGGCUGUACGGGAACAUCAACACCUGCCUCUGUCGUCAGCUUUUUAACAUCUGGGAGUACAGGCAGCGGAAGUGUAGGGUCAGUCACUGGCAUGAACGGAGAGGUCAAACUGAACAACAGCGUUACUCCACAGUUCACAGAAGGACCAGUGAACGCUGACUUCUCGGGAGUCCUUCAGACUCCGUUCACGUUCGGACUGAACCAGCGGGCACCCUACACAGCCGGUGAUCGUUGCCUGUUGUGUCGAUGUGAGCGUAAAGACAGUGUUGUGCCUUCAGAGGCAGGCAUUACAGGCCAGAACGGAACGGCACAGCCCGCCAACACACCCAGUGCCCUUCAGCUGCCCCUGUGGGUAUGCUCAGACUGCAGACGCACGGUGGAGAAAGAGGACCGACGUACGACUCUGGAGCAGUCUUUAGGGAGUCAGGACUUUCUUUUGCACAUGCCUGGGGGGAAUGGAAACAUGGGCCUGGAAGCAGCCACAGCAGACAGACUGACCACUGCCGCGCCUACACUACCCAUGCUCCCUGCUCCAGACUUCACCACGCCAAUGCCUUCUGAUACAGUCUGCAGCUGUGAAGCCUGCAAUGAGAGACGGGAGAUCUCUGCGGAGUCGGAGAGGGAGUCACAGCAACUGCAGAACCACUGGUCGGAGGUUCGCUAUUUGGUGCGCUGCAUCUACCGGCAGACGGGAACGCCACUCGCGGAUGACCAUGACCAACCGCUUGAGAGAGACAAAGACGGCAUGAAGGAGCUGGUGGACAGGCUCUGCAUUAAAGAUCCAUAUCAGCUCUACCAGCGCCUGGAGCAGCAGGCUCGAGAGUACGUCUUAGAGGUGAAAGUGCGGCUCCUGAAGCACCUUUCCACCGGCUCAAAGAACCCAGGUCCUAUAGCUGCAGCCCAGGGCCCUCCUCAGGCCCACCAGUUCAUCUCUCUGCUGCUGGAGGAAUACAACGCCCUCUGCCAGGCCGCACGCACCAUCAGCAGCUUCCUGCUCACACUGGAGAAUGAGCACCUCCAGAAAUUCCAGGUGACGUGGGAGCUGCACAACAAGCACCUUUUUGAGAAUCUGGUUUUCUCCGAACCGAUUUUACACAGCAGUUUACCAGCACUGAUUGCACAGCUGAAGCAUGGCACAGCAUCUCAUGAUUCAUACAAUGAAGAUAUGUACCGGACCUUGUUGGAGAGCUACCAGAAGCUGCAGCAGGAGAUGGCUUCUGUUGCUGCUCAGUGGCAGGAGUGUGAGAAGAGGAUUGAUGACUAUGUAGAUGAGCAGUUGCUUUUUAAAGUGGAGGGUCAGAGUCUCACAAACCAAAGAACAGAGCCACAUAAGUCCUUGAUUAGCAAAACUACUUUAAAGACAAAGCAGCGAAUGCUGAAGGAGGACUGGGAAUUCUUUAAACAGAGAAGGUUUAUUGAAGAGCAAUUACCCAGCAGUAAGAAGUCACCCACCGGAGACAACAACUUCACAGACACUAUGAGAAUGCUUUCAUCUCGUCUUAGUAUCCCAGACUGUCCAAACUGUAAUUACAGAAGAAGAUGCACAUGUGACGACUGCAGCAUCUCCCACAUUUUAACAUGCGGCAUCAUGGACCCGCCCAUCGCUGAGGACCUCCACAUCAAGCUGCCCCUGCAGGGCGAGUCACCUCGGGACUACCUGGCAGAGGUGCACCCUCCCAGUCUCUCGUCUGGCAGUUCAGCAUCCGGCUCCAACUCCAGCUCUCCCAUCACCAUUCAGCAGCAUCCAAGGCUCCAUCCGCCCGAGGGCGAUGCCACCACUUUCAUUAGUGACGAUGAUGACGUUCCUCCUUUGACCAGUAAAUUCGGGGACAUCUACCCUCUGAACAGCUACGAGGACAACGGCGUGGUGGCAGCCGCUGUAAACGGCCUUCAUAAUAACAUCAACGGGGAGGGUGAAAACAUGGCGUUAAAAGCCGGGAUUACCAGCAGCAGCAGUUCAUCAGAGGGCGAUGAGGAGGAAACUAAUGUUGAGGCUACUGGGUCGCCCCCAGGGCAGCGGGGAGAGCUUUCCCCAGGAAAGAUGAACAGUCCUCCUCCAUCUUACAACCACCAACAGGUAGAACAAGUCCAGCAUGCCUGCGAGUGCCAUGUGUGCAACCAGGACCCCAAUUCCUCCACCCUGGGCCCUGCCACAUGUUUGCCCCCCAGUCGGCUCCACGCUGUGCCUCCCCCCACUGUGGGACACCAGCUCUUUACAGACAGCAAGACCCCCCCUGCACACCCUGCCCUUCACUUAUACCCACACAUCCACGGCCACCUACCCCUACACAAUUUCCCCCGGCCCUUGCUCCACCCCACACUCUACCCACCCAGUCCUCCUCUGACGCACAGCAAGCCCAUGCCCCCAAAUCCUACAGCAAACCACUCAGCAGCCAAGCAGCCAGCCUUUGGCUCAUCAUUACCAGAGCACGUAUACCCAAACUGCUUUGGUGGAACGGGGGGAGCAGGGGACUGGAAUAGCUCGGUACAAUGCCUCUCCUUCAAGUUUGAGAAUCUGUGGGAUGCUGCUGUGAUGAAGAGCUGGAAUCCAUCAGUGCUGUUGCCUGAAUGCCUGCCAGGUGAUAUGCUUGGAUCACCCCUAGCUGAUGUGCCCCUCCCACCCACAUCUUCUAUCGGCCCCCAAGGGGAGCAUCUCUCUCUGUCCACAGCUCAAACCCCUUCGUCCUCAUCGUCACUGUCAUCAUCUUUAUCAUCAUCGUCGUCAUCAUCUUGUUCCUCUUCAGAAGCCAAAGAGCCGAAGAAGACUGGCGCCAAGAAGAAGUGUCUUUACAAUUUCCAGGAUGCCUUCAUGGAAACCAACCGAGUAGUGAUGGCCACCUCUGCCUCCACUUCCUCUGUGUCCUGCACUGCAACCACUGUCCAGUCAAGUAAUAACCCACCCAUCCACCUAGCAUCCAAAAGACCCAACUCUAUAGAUGAUGUAUUUCACAGUCUAGGUAAAGAGGACCACAGGCUACCCUCCUCAGCCACGCAUAGAAACACGGGACUGACUUCUCUCCCCCCACUCUCGGGCCCCACCCUACCCCCAGCACCCACAGCACACCUUCCCACAAUGAGCCCAAAGAUGGCGACCCAGGCUCCAGACUUCGUAGAGUCCCAACAGGGUUUGUGUCUCCCACUUGCGGAACCUCAAGCACCUUCCAUGGACGCCCCCGUCAGCGCCCCACCCAGUGUCUGCAGUGACCCUGACUGUGAAGGCCAUCGCUGUGAAGGUAACGGGUCAUACGACCAUCAACCGUAUGACGGAGAGGAGAGUCAGGACGAGGACAGCUGUUCUGAGCACAGCUCCUCCACCUCCACUUCAACCAACCAGAAGGAGGGAAAGUACUGUGACUGCUGCUACUGCGAGUUCUUUGGGCAUGGAGGGCCGCCGGCUGCUCCUACCAGUCGAAAUUAUGCAGAAAUGCGGGAGAAGCUGCGGCUGCGUCUGACAAAGCGGAAAGAGGAACAGCCCAAGCGCGAGGAGCAGCAGCCCAUCAUAGAAAAAGAUGGAGGGGUGGAGGACCACAGGCGGGUGGAGGACCUGCUACAGUAUAUCAACAGUCCUGACAAUAAACCUACUUCCAGUUCUAAGGCGGCAAAGCGAGCCAGGCAUAAGCAGAAGAAGAUGGAGGAGAAGGCCCGUCUGGAAGCUGAGGCCCGUGAAAGGGAGGAGCAGCAGUUGUUGGAAGAGCAACAGCGACGGCAGCGGCAGGAAGAGGAAGAGGCGGCACUUCAAAAGGAACUGCUGCGGCUGCAAGAGCUGCAGCAACACCGCGCUGCCAAGAAGAAAAAGAAAGAGAAAACCAAGGAAAAUACUGCUCCCCCUCAAAAUAACCCACAACCCCUCAAACAGACAGCUCAGAACGUCCUAGACAACCUUCAGAGUGGAAAGUCACAACUGCUUCAAACCCUCAUCCGCCUCCCUGACCAGAAAGAACCCCGAUUUGACCCCCUAUAUCUGCCAAACUCACAGCACAGCACUAAACGUCCUGCUGAAAAGGGGCUUUCUAAUGAGACCAACAUCCCAAACUCCCCAGUUUCCCUCCACAACGGCACAUCCCCACUUGAAGUCAGCAGUAAGGUAAAGGCUAAGCAGCCUGUGAAGGUGGUGUCUUGUGAGGCUGCUGUAAAGCGAGCUCUGGAGUUGCACAAGUGCUCUGACGAGACUGCAAAGCUAACUAAUGGCACCAGUCCGACCACUACAACAGACACCAAAGCAAUGCGCAUCAGGCCUGCCGAGGCGCUCGUCUCCCUACUGACCACUGAACCACAAAGGGAGGAGAGAAGUAAUAACAGAAGUGCUAGUGGAAAAAGGCAGCAACCUCUUACCCAAAUAAAAGAAGGCAGGACGAGUCCCCCUGCUUCAAACUGCUCCCCCUCUCCCCCUCCAACCUCCCAGUCUGAGCAAACCCACCAGAACGGGAAGCUCCCCAGUGCAGAGUCACCACAGCCCAAAGGCAAGACCAAGAAGAGCAAGAAGAAGAAGGGGGACAAGAUGAACACCUCAAUAGAUGAUGUCUUCUUACCCAAAGACAUUGAUCUGGAUAGCACUGAAAUGGAUGAGACAGAGAGGGAGGUGGAAUAUUUCAAAAGAUUUUGCUUGGACUCUGCCCGGCAGAACCGUCAAAGGCUCUCCAUCAACUGGUCAAACUUUAGCUUGAAGAAAGCCACAUUUGCUGCACACUGAGUGUUGGUAACUGUCAGGACACGAAGCAGUACUUUAACAGCUAUUCAAACCCACCCUCCCACCCAGACUCCAUCCCUACCCUCUUUGCCUCUAGCCACUUGUCCACCCAGAACUUCUCUCCUGCUGUGCCCAAACACACCCACGCUGCCUUGCUUUGUUCUUGUCCCUGUGUGUGGUUACAACACAGAUCCAUCUGGACUUAUCUACCUACAAAAACAAAAUGAAAUGACUCAAAAAGAAUCACAAAAUGCUAAUUUUCAUCUGAUUAAUUUUCCUUGCGUGCUUGUGUGCUUUUAGUCUGAGAUGAGCGUUUCUUUUGACUGAAUAAGCCUUGGUCUGAAAAUACUUUCUCACGCAGGCUUAACAGUGUUCAAAAGAUACUAAUUAUGUCUGGAAGGUUUCCUUCUCAAAAAAUAAAUAAAAAAGAAUAAAUAAAAAAAGCGACAAUGGAACUACAAAGAAUUGAGAUGUAAUGAAUUAAAAGCUGUAUUUCAGAUGUUGUGACUUACUAUCCCGUCGUUCCUAGCACAGCAUCUCAUCCACACAAUUGACAAGGGAAUGGGCUCGGUUAGCUGGUUUCCACUUCCUCCUGCCCCCACCACCUCCACCUUACUUCACAGAAAGGAGGAAGCUGUAAUACUUGACAAUAUUUUUAUUUUCCUUUUUCUUUUUUUUGGGGUUCUGUUUAACAAACUGUUGAGUAAAAGUGUAUCAGUUACAGAUUUUGUUUCUUU